Molecule: messenger RNA, 12732 nt
Organism: Zonotrichia albicollis (white-throated sparrow)
Lineage: Eukaryota; Metazoa; Chordata; Aves; Passeriformes; Passerellidae
Gene: PTCHD4
Product: patched domain containing 4
Cellular component (GO): membrane
Source: RefSeq, a predicted model, not a curated record
CCUGCCCGGUCCCUUCCAUCUCCGGCACACACACACACACACACACGCACGCACACACACACCCCAUUGAUCAAUAUUUGGCUGUCUUGCUGCAACUUGCUGCAGUCUUUUAAAGGAGUAGUAGAGAGAGAGGGAGAGAGAAAGGGAAACUGGCAGGAAGGGGUAAGGAGCUACACAUGUCACAUGUGCUUUCUAAGACGGCCAGGAGCAUCUGCAGGCUGGAUCUGGUGGAGGAUGCUGCGGCAGGUGAUACACAGAGGGCUCCAGUCGUUUUUCUACAAGCUGGGCUUAUUCGUGAGCAGGCAUCCGGUGUUUUUCCUCACUGUGCCCGCAGUCCUGACCAUCAUCUUCGGCUUCAGCCUGCUCAACCGCUUCCAGCCUGACACUGACCUGGAGAGCCUGGUAGCCCCCAGCCACAGCCUGGCCAAGAUCGAGAGGAGCUUAGCCAGCAGCCUUUUCUCCCUCGAUCAAUCCAAAAGCCAGCUGUAUUCGGACUUGCACACCCCGGGGAGGUAUGGCAGGGUGAUUCUCCUCUCCAAACCCGGAGGCAAUAUUUUGCAUCAGGCUGAUGUGAUCCUGCAGAUCCACCGAGCCGUGCUGGAAAUGAAGGUGAACUACAAAGGCUAUAAUUAUACUUUUUCCCAUCUGUGUGUGUUGAGAAAUCAGGAUAAGAAAUGCGUGCUGGAUGAUAUUAUUUCAGUGCUAAAGGAUCUGAGGCAGGCUGCCCUCUCCAAUAAGACAACAGCCAGUGUGCAAGUGAGCUAUCCCAACACUAAAUUAAAGGAUGGAAGGAGCAGUUUCAUUGGCCACCAGCUUGGAGGGGUAAUGGAAGUGCCAAACAGCAAGGACCAGAGAGUCAAAUCAGCCAGAGCCAUCCAAAUCACUUACUACCUCCAAACGUAUGGCUCUGUCACCCAGGACCUCAUUGGGGAGAAGUGGGAGAGCGAAUUCUGUAAACUGAUGCACAAGAUGCAGCUGGAUCACCAGGAUCUGCAGCUCUACUCUCUAGCAUCCUUUAGCCUCUGGAAGGACUUCCAUCAGACCAGUCUCUUGGCCAGGGGCAAGAUUUUGGUGAGCCUGAUGCUGAUUCUCCUGACUGCAACCCUCUCGAGCUCCAUGAAGGACUGCCUGCGUAGCAAACCUUUCCUGGGACUCCUGGGAGUGCUCACUAUCUGUAUUUCCAGUGUCACUGCGGCAGGGAUAUUUUUCAUUACUGAUGGAAAAUAUAAUUCUACUCUGUUGGGAAUCCCUUUCUUCGCUAUGGGUCAUGGAACCAAAGGAGUGUUUGAACUUCUUUCAGGAUGGCGUCGGACCAGGGAGAAUCUGCCCUUCAAGGACCGAGUAGCAGACGCCUACUCAGAUGUCAUGGUCUCCUACACCAUGACCAGCUCCUUGUACUUCAUAGCCUUCGGCAUGGGGGCAAGUCCCUUCACCAACAUCGAAGCCGUAAAAGUCUUCUGCCAGAACAUGUGUGUCUCCAUCCUGUUGAACUACUUCUACAUCUUCUCUUUCUUUGGCUCCUGCCUGGUCUUUGCUGGCCAGCUGGAGCAGAACCGGUACCACAGCAUCUUCUGCUGUAAAAUCCCCUCGGCAGAAUACCUGGACCGGAAACCUGUGUGGUUCCAGACCAUGAUGAACGACGGCCAUCAGCACACUUCCCACCAUGAGACCAACCCGUACCAGCACCACUUUAUCCAGCAUUUUCUCCGAGAGCACUACAACGAGUGGAUUACCAACAUCUACGUCAAGCCAUUUGUGGUGAUACUGUAUCUCAUCUAUGCCUCUUUCUCCUUUAUGGGGUGCUUACAGAUUAAUGAUGGAGCCAACAUCAUCAACCUUCUUGCCAGUGAGUCCCCGAGCGUCUCCUAUGCCCUCAUACAGCAAAAGUAUUUCAGCAACUACAGCCCCGUGAUCGGCUUCUACAUCUAUGAACCUCUGGAGUACUGGAAUGGUACUGUGCAAGAAGAUCUAAAAACACUCAGCCAGGGGUUCAACACCGUGUCCUGGAUUGAGCAGUACUACCAAUACCUUCGAGUUGGUAACAUCAGUGCAACCAACAAAAGUGACUUUAUCAGCAUCCUCCAGAGCUCCUUUUUAAAAAAGCCAGAAUUCCAGCACUUCAAAAAUGACAUCAUUUUCUCCAAAGCUGGAGAUGAGAACAAUAUAAUUGCUUCUCGUCUGUACCUUGUGGCCAGGACUAGUGAAAAUACACAGAGGGAAGCGGUGGAACUGCUGGAGAAGCUGAGGCCCCUUUCUCUUAUACAGAGCAUCAAGUUCAUUGUGUUCAACCCUACUUUUGUUUUCAUGGACCACUAUGGUUUAUCAGUAACUAUGCCUGUCCUGAUUUCUGGUUUUGGCAUCCUGCUGGUGUUAAUACUGACCUUUUUCCUGGUUAUCCACCCUCUGGGAAAUUUCUGGUUAAUCCUCAGUGUCACCUCAAUAGAGCUGGGUGUCCUUGGCUUGAUGACCUUAUGGAAUGUAGACAUGGAUUGCAUUUCUAUACUGUGCCUUAUCUACACUUUGAAUUUUGCCAUAGAUCACUGUGCACCCCUGCUUUAUACAUUUGUAUUAGCUACUGAGCACACCCGAACUCAGUGUAUAAAGAACUCCCUCCAAGAGCAUGGGACAGCCAUUUUGCAGAACGUUUCUUCCUUUCUUAUCGGGUUGGUCCCCCUCCUCUUUGUGCCUUCAAACUUGACCUUCACACUGUUCAAAUGCUUGCUGCUUGCCGGCAGUUGCACACUUCUGCACUGUUUUGUUAUUUUGCCCGUCUUUCUAACCUUUUUUCCACCUUCCAAAAAGCACCACAAGAAAAAGAAACGGGCCAAAAGGAAGGAACGAGAAGAGAUCGAAUGCAUAGAGAUUCAGGAGAAUCCUGAUCAUGUUACAGCAGUCUGAAAGGCUUAGAAAAAUAUAAUAGUAUAUUCUCUUUUUAAAAAAGCAUUGCACAGAGAUGCAGGGAAAAUAGAGCAAAGAUCUCAGCUGCUUGUGCUGGCCAGGUCUGACAAGGCAAAGGAAGAUCAAGAAGGGGUAUUCAUGACACCUCAAGGUGCAAACUUUUUUAACAAAAAUAAUGAAAGUGAAAUAAUCUCAAAUGUUUCCUUUGAAUCCUCAUUCUCCACCAGGGAAGAGUCUGUUGGCCAUUAAGUGUUCCUGAGUCUCAAACUAUAGCUCUAAUGGGAAUUGCUUAAUAUGUCAUAUGUAGGACUAAAGCUAAGGUGAAAAAAAGGGUUGCCAUUAGGUAAACACUAGGGGGAAAGGCAGAUUUGUUUGAAAAAAUUGUCCAUGGAAGAGAAUGAAACAAUAUUUCAAAUAAGAAAAGGUUACAAGACCAAGAGAGAAUGAAAAUGCCAUGGUAAUUUUUUAUUUUCUUGAGCAAGUUAGUUAAGAUGAAACCUAUGCACUUGGGAAGUAAAUGUUUAAAACUAUCUAAGCCAAAGUACUUCCCAAAUCCAGUACACCUUGUAUAUCUGUAACACCACAAUUAGAGCAUUAUUGCAAAUAUGGAUGGCAGAAGGAUAGAAGUACUAUUUAUACAGGAGAAGAAACAAUCAUAGCCAUUUGGAAAUCUAACACAUGGUUCUUUUAAAUGUGACAUAUCACUGUUAUCCCAAGAGGUCACAGCUGGUAGUUAAUACCAUACACCUAUUCUGGUAAUUAUGAAUUUCCCCUUGAAUUAACAGAUCUCACAAAACUAACCCGGGCCAUCAUCACUGCAGCACUGUUUGCAGCUCCUGCAGUGCAACACUUCUGAAUCCUAAUUUAUCGGUGUUGACAUUAAAUACUGAAUAUUAAUCAAGCAGGAGCUACAAACGCAAUGAUGGAUUGCAUUUCACAGGCACAAUGUGACCGUGUAGCAGCUGAGUCAGCUCUGGAGCACCUGCACAGUCUUAGCAUCAUAUAUUUGGUCCAAGGGAUGAAGGGAUAUGUUUGCUGGUCCCUGCAAUAUGCUGCAGGAAGUGGGAUUUUCCCCUUCUUUAAGCAAAACAUUAUACAAAAAUAUAUGCCACACACUAAAAAAAAACCCACCUUGUAAAUGUUUGCAUGGGGUCAGAUCAACCCCUAGCUGUAAGAAGACAGACUGGUCCCCUGUGGGAAGGGGAGGGGAGGGUAAAAUGUCUUUUUUACUGUUAUUAUUAUUCCUAAAUAUUUGAGUGUUGAUCAUCUGCAACAUAAAGCUUUGUUAUAGCAGUUAAAAUUUCACAGGAGAGUGCAGUAAAUCCUCAGUUACUAUGUGGCACUAGAAAUUGUACUGUAAAGGACUGUGAAUGACUUUCUCUGCUUUGUAAACUAUUCAGCUUAGUAGCCCAAGGGAAGGGAUGAAAACAGAUCUAGCCAUUUCAGUUUGCUCUUGGCCCAGUUCUGCACUGGAGCUUGCCAUGCCAAUCUCUCCUUUCAGUAUUUUAAAAGGGCUUGCUUUCUACUUUCUGGAAUAUGGUCUAGCAUCUCCUCCAUGAGCAAUGUCUUCCUGAACCUAUAGUAUCCAUGAGGACACUAUGUAAAGCUAUCACUAUAUGAAGUGUCUAUGUCUACUUUGUAUUACUUGUGGCUACCUUUAAAAGAUAAUCUGGAAGCUAUUUGCCUUCCAAAAUGUGUAUACAUGUCUAUUUGUGGCUGAUAACUCAGUCUCAAACCUGCAGAGUUUGCUGACAAGGAAGUGUACAUAUGUCUUACUAAAAAGCUCUCUGCAAGAUGUUAAUUCUUUGCUAUGUGACAAGUCUCACCUCUUCCUACUGUUUUAUGGUUAGGAAGAGACAGAAAAAAAUCACCUGCAGUACAAAAAAAAAAAGCCAUUUGAAUGCCAAUUCUAAUGUUCAUGAGCUGCUUCUGCUUCCAAAGGAAUGCAAUUUCACCUCUUCUCUAUAUUUUCAGUACUUUGUCAUUAUCGUUUGCCAAAAAUGACCUCUGUGUUGUAGGAGUGGUCAAAGCUCUUGAUUGCUGGAGAAAAUUUUUGAGUGCAACAUGUCUUAGAGAGGGAGAAACUUUCUAGACAGGCAAAGCUUCCAAAGAUUGAAUCUAGAUUGAAAAUACAGGGGUAGCUAGAUCAAGGUUACUGGUUUGACCCAAAAUAUUCAAGGGCCAGACACAGAACUGAGAUCUAAAUAGUUCAGUAAGGUUUAGAAGCAGGGGAUGUUUCAGUGUUGGGUUAUGGGUCAGAUGUGUUUCAAGUUGGGAAGUUUUUACUGACUUUGAUUUGCAUCUUGAUGACAUUGUGCAAUAUCCAUCCUAUUUUGAACAAUCCGUUGUGAAUGUCAAGCUUCCCAAUCUUUUUAGAUUUCCUCCACUGCCCACACAAAACCUGGAUUGUUGCAGCACUGUGACCCUUGGUUAUCACUUCUGGAGGUGCUGGAGGUGUCACCUGGGAAGUUCCUGGUCUUCUCUAGCACUGCCCAGAUGUAUCCCAGGGAUGUCUGUCAUGCAUUGUGUUGAGGGAAACAGCACUUUCCAAAGCCAUCAAAACCAGGAUUCAUCUCAUCUACCUUCAGAUAUUAGCAAUGUAGAUAUUUAUAUCUGAACUCCCUUUAUGGCCAUAAGAGAGUGACAGACACUUCUGAUCCAUUUUACAGCUGUAUAUUAGGAGUAAAUGAAUUACAUUUUUUAAAAUUCAGAUUUCUGUCCACCGGUGAUCAAGGAAGUUCAACAACUCGUUCAAAUACAGACAUCAGCAAUGCUGACUCAUCCAGUCUUGGGAAGAUUAACCCCGCUUAAAAUAACAAAAUAUCAAGAGAAAGAGAAAAGAUUAUAAACAUGCCUCCCAAGCUUCAAUUUUAGCCAUAAAUUCCAGGAAUAACUCAGCCCAAAUUUUAUGUUUUGUUUAUGAAGUAUUAUGCACAAUAAAAUUGUUUUAAAAAGUGGAAUUCCCAUAGCAGAGCCAAGACACCAGAAAAUGUCAAUAUUAAAGGUGGGCUCACAUAAAUGAGCAAGAAUUUGAUGAAGUGUCAAACCAAGUCCUCUCAGUGUCAUGCAUGUGCAGUAGCGCUUGUAUAACAGGUACCAAGUAUAUAGAUCACACACUGGGACUAGAAGGUUUUUAUUUCUCUGUCAAUGCAGGAGUGAAGUAGAAAACAAACCACACCUUUCAUGGAUGUAAUUUUGUUAUUUUUUUCAACCAAUUUUCACAUCCUCCAAAAAAGAACCAGUGCAGCCUUUACUUCUGCAAAUAGAUCAGGUUCUGUGGAACAAGGAAAACUGGAGUAAUUUUGGGACGCAGAGUCUGUAUUUUUUAAUUCUUUCUACUUGUUUUUGUUUACUUUUCUUGCUUUUUUUUUCCAGUACACUAUAUCUUUUUCUACAGCAUCUUUUCAGCCUAACUGGAGCUGCAUAGCACCUGUGAAGAAAGCACAUAGCUCAUGCCAAGCAAUUUGACACUCUGAUAACAUGCUGCAUAUUGGAUCUUCAUUACACACCUUUUUCCCCAGUUACCAUAAAUCCCCUGCAAUACUGUGCAUAUUCCUUUAAUGUCUGAUUUUAUAUACGGUCUAGAUAAUCUUCCAAGAACCUUGUGUGCAUCUUCUGCUUGGUUUGGUUUCAUUCCCUCAAAAUAUAUUGCUUUGAAUUUAUUGUUGAGAUAACUCUGUUGAAGUCAACAGAUUUAUUGCCAUGAUAUAUUUGACUUUGCAUGUCUUCUAUCUGCUAAGAAGUGAUACCAUGACAAAUGAGCCUCUUACAUUGUUGGUGUGCUUGUUGAACAAAAUAUCUGUCUAUACUCUAUAGCCAUAGUUGCAUGCUGAACUUGAGGGGCUGCAGUGAAGAUUUGUUUUUUUACACUUUGUUCUGUGGGCUAUUUUAAUCUAAAUCUAAUAAUUUUUUUCCUCUUUUUAAUUAGAGUUAAGUCUUCAUCUUUGUAGUCCAGUACUUGAUGUAGGUUUAAAUUAGAUUUUAGGAAGAAAUUCAUUACUGUGAGGGUAGGGAGGCCCUGGCACAGUUUGCCCAGAGAAGCUGUGGCUGCCCCACUCCUGGCUGUGUCCCAGGCCAAGCUGGACAGGGCUUGGAGCAGUGCAAAGUGUGCUGCCCAUUGCAGGUGGUUGAAACUAGAUGGUCUUUAAGGUCCCUUCCAACUUAAACCAUUCUAUGUUUCAUAGAUUUAUUGCCUAACAAAUCAAAGCACUCUUUAAGGUCGAGGUAAACAUGGAUGCAUGACACCUUGCAUGCAUAAUUUAAAAAUAUUAUCUUCAGGGUUAUCACCCUCAACUUUUUACUUCAAACAAUUCCUAUUUAGAAUGUAACCUGCUACAUGUUAAUGUCUAUUCAAGUUCCUUGAACAACUCUAGUUUUGAAAUUUUCUCUGAUGGGAAGGAAAAGAACCAGGGGGGAAGGAAGAAUGCGCAGUUAAGUGGUUGUGUAAUCAGAGUUCUUUUUUUCCCCAAAGGCUUUCACUGCUCUACUCCUAAUUAAGUCACACUGAGUAGCAACUCUAGCAUAAUUAAGAUUUAUUUCAACAUAGUUAUUCCAUAUUUCACUAUGACAAGAGCUUGGCUUAUUGUCUUUAUGCAAGUACCAUGCUAAGUCUCUGAUUAAUUUUUCAGUAAUUAUAAACUUUAAUAAGUUAUUUUUCAUUGCAACACUAGGUUUUUGAGUACUUCAAGCUCCUAUUUGAUCUCCUAGGAAACAGUGUAAGGAAGCAACGUUAGGCAGUCAGUGAGCAAGAGACGUGUUGUAGUGUUGGGGAAAUUGGAUUCUUCACAAAGAGGCAGGCUUCAAACAAACAGUGAUACUCAGGAUAUCUGAGAAAAUUAAGGUGAAGUGGAAACCAAGUGAAACAUUGCUUGGAAUGUAACCAAAUUAUUAUAAACAGAUAAAGCUUUGAUUCUUCUUUCAUAACUUCUUACGCAGGCAAAAGGCAUUUGAACAGGAAAGGAAACUGGACAUGGAAAGCACCUCAUCCAUCACUUAAAAUGAUUCUUUUCACUGUAAUCUUGCAUAAACAAUCUCACCCACCAGGUUAGUACUGGUUGUUCCACCUCAGCAUGGGCCUCCCCAUGGCCUGUUUUGCAUGGAAAUAAAGGAAGGGAUUCCAUGUUUGCUUUCACAAACCCUUGGGGAGGAGAUUGAGAACUGCUUCCUUGCCUGACAGAACUGUGUGUGGGUGAGAGCUGAGAGAUGCAAGUACAGGUAAUUUCAUGCCCCACUUGUUCUCUCUCUGCCUCCUCAAGAACAGCCAUACCCUCAAACCCUGGUACCAACCCCAAGCUGAGUGCAGGAAUUCAUAACUUCCCCUGGAGUAACUUGGAAUUGGUGACCACAGCAGCUCACAGGCUGACACGAGCUGGUACACCUCUGACUAAGAAGAGUUUAAGGACUUUUUUAAGAGAUGUUCUUUGAGAGAUUCCUCUUGUCACUACAGAGCCCCGUACAGCACCUCACCUGCCCAACACUUGAGUGGUGUAAAUCCUUCUUCUGAUAUGGCAGUCAAGUAAAAGAAUUUUCUAGAAGCUUUUAUUUUUGAUCAUAGAGGCUUUUCCUAAAUGCAAUAUUUUAAUUUUUUUUCCCUCAACCAUUUCUUCAUCUCUUUCUACUUCCUUCAUUGUUUAAAAGCAAAGGUCCCAAUGUGAAAUUCGGACGCUCAUCCUACCCAUCACAAAACAUCAUUAUCCACAAAUUUGAGGUGGGUUAUGGAUGUUCAGGUCAAACACAGGGAUCAGGAUUUCUUGCCCACACUGGCUGUCAAAACCCCGCUGAAAACGAGUAAAUGUGAAGCAGUUCAUCUUUCCUAGCUCUCUUUGUUUCCUCUCUGACAUACCAGUGUGUACACAAAACUAUUCUCACUUUUCUCCUGCUUCCUCAUUAAAACAGAGUUUCUUUUUCCUGCUCCCUGAGGCUAUCUUCUUUUUGCAGCUCAACUUAUUUCACACUUUAUUCUUCUCUGGGUGCUCUCAACCUCUUCAAAAUUUCCCUAUUUAUUUUUGGAAAUUCUGAGAGCAUAACUCUGUUGAAAUAAAAAGAUGUUUCUAUGCUUCAAAGUGCAGCCUGUGGUACAGACCUAACUAAUUUAUAACAAAGCCCAAAUACCAAAAUACUUUCUUCAGACAGAAAAGUGUCUGUAAGAAAUCUCGGGAAAAAAUUAAGCCUAAAUUUCCAUUUUUAUGAGGUUUUUAUCUCAUAAACAUCUACUUUUGAUUACUUUACUGUAGGCAUUUAUUUUUCAGCACACUUUUAUCCUAGAAAUGCCUAGAUUUUCUCUGCUUUUCUGUCUCAGCAAGAAAAAUAAGUGGACAUUUCUUCAUGACCUCUAAAAGAAAUUAUUGCCCCUGCAUGGAACAAUUUUUUUCAUCAAAUUUCUGUCCAGAGCAUAUUUUCCAGCACAUUAAUUGUACAAAUCACUGGAAACAAGUAUUCUAGUGGAAAUGCUGAUACAGCCUUAACUACAGAAAAAUGACUGGUACUUCAAUAGCGUCCUGCUUAAUUCCAACCCCUCGGCAUCAGCCUGCUGGAUACUCCAGGCAGUAUUCCUUGCACGGAUUGAUAAUCAUCUCCUUCACCAUGUGGGCAACACCAGCUCAUCAGAGUAUACCCUGCUUACACAGCAAAAUCCUAAACAGAUAAGCUUAACUUUUGCUAGAGAAGGGAAAUAUCCCAGGGUGAGGCAGAGUGGCAGCCCUCUGCUCUGAGAGUGCUUCUCACUUUCCCAUCCGUGUGUUGGAUUUUGCACUGAGCUGCUCUGUAAAGGACAAGAAAUAUCACUUUUCUUUCCAUAAGCCAUUUGAGAAUAGGAUGUGAAAUAUUUAAGAUUUAGUCAUGGAUAGACAUUUUUUACAUGGGAAUUUGAAAAGGGAUGUCAAUCAAAUAGAGUAAAAGUCCCCAUGAAUAGAGAAAUAAUCUGAGUCCACAAAUUCUUGCUAUUCUGACUUGAUAUUUCUCUGAUCUUAUUUUCUUUCAUCAAUAAGGACUGAACUUUUUUCCCACUUACCACAUUGAAGAUAAUCCCUGACCUACAAAAACAUCCUGUUUGCCAGAAGCAGACAUUCUCUUGGAGGAAAUCCCAUUGGUUUCAGCUCCAUGUCAAGGGAGAUUUUGCAGGAUUUGGACAGCAGUGGUUAGUAUGUACCUCCCCAGGCAUAAGCCCUCAUUCCCAACAUGCAGACCCAAAUACUAAAUAUGUAGGAUUAGUAGGAUGUGUGAUUUUGCCUCUACAGAGAAAGAAGGGGUCAUUGCAAAAUCCAGUUCUGAAUUCACCAUAGGUGGAAAAGCAAAGAGUGGUCAAGGAGUCAGCCUUGCUAUUACUGUACCUGUGUGAGAAUUUCAGAGAGCUCAUCCAACUGUGAAAGCUUAAACAAGGACAGUAUCACACCCUGAACAAGAAUUUGUUCUUCACUCACUACCUCAGAGAGCCCCCCUACUCCUGAACAGCAUCAUGGAGCCUGUCCGAAGUCCUAGGUAUGACAAAGUUAAGUACAGAACUUAAGAUGCAACUUCUUAACACCAGGUUUGGAAUUUGGAAUAACAGGUAUUGGAAUUUAAUCUUCAAUGCCAUUAAAUAUCUAGAGAAGUUCCUAGCACAGCUUUGCUCCAGAAAAUCAGCUCUCUCCCCAGCAACCCUGGCACAGUCUGGGUGCUGGCAUGGUCCAGGGACAAUUCCCACCAGAAAAUGUAGUUACAGUCACCCCAUUUUUAGACUACAGGAUUGUUUUACAGUGUGGACACUGACAGACCACAUCAGCCUCCUUCAGGGCUGCAGAGAAAUCCUGACAUUGCUUGAUUAAUUCUCAAAGUUAUAACUUUAGACAGCAAUGCAGCCUAUGUUCAUAGUGAUAUUUUACAUCUGAAGAUCUUCAUCUGGCAAAAUACUCAAGUAAAUUAUUUCAUUUAAUCAAAUUCUAAAAUCUCAUGGACUGGAGCAUCUUUAAAUUUAAGCAUGUGUUUAAAUACUGAGCUAAAUAAAGAUGCACUUAUCUCUGUGCUUCAAGUUAAAUAGAAGUUUUGCAGAAAUAGAAGCCUUAAGAGAAAAGGCCUUUUUUCCCAUAACAUACUAAAUUCUACAAUUAUAGUAGCAAUUUCACAAUAUGUAGAAAAACUGUGCCAAGCACAUAUAUUUUUCAGGGUUUCAAUUUCCCUGAUGUAAGACAUCUCAGGGACAUUUUAGUGAUUUGUUACAGUCAUACAACACUCAGGCAAGAACAAAGCCUUGCUGAGCACUUUUUCUGGAAAAAAAAUAGCAAGAUAUUUGACUCAGAAUGAGAAUACAGUAUCUUGUGAUGUUAAAACUCAUUUCUAAAAGAAAAAAAUGAAACUUUUCAUUUAAUUUAAUUCAUUAUUUCUUUCAAGUGACUCACUAGAGAAGUGCUGGAUAUGUCUUUAUUAUGAAUAAGACAGGAAUUGCUCAAUGAAGUUAAAUUCAGCUUUGCCAAUAAAACUAUAAUAACACCCCACAUUAAAAAAAAAAAUUAAAAGGCUUUGCGUCUAGUGUAAAAUUUUUCAUGGCAUCAUCUAUUGCUCUUUAAUUAAAUUAAAUAUGAAUGUUGUCAUAAAUAGGACAGAAGUGGAGAACCACAUGUCCUGGGGCUGCAUCUAGGAAAGAACACAUAUAGACUGAGAAGAGAAAUCCAGUCCCCACUUGUGCAAAAACAAAUGCAACUGCCAAGCCAUAAACAUGGUGAAUAAUCCAAUUGGCUUCUAGUGGAGCCCUCAGGAUGCAUAUGAAGAUAUGCACAUAAAUCUUUGUCAGUCUGAGGACUGGGGUAAUCUGAUAUUCUAAUCUGAAAAGGAAACAGAACUUCUCAAGCCUGACAUUUCCUCAAACCCUUAGAAAGGUUCAGUGUAAGUAAUCUCUGUCUCUUCCAAAAGCAAAGCUUUUUGAAAAACUUUUCCUGAAAACACAAACUCAGUAGGUACAUAAGCAUUUAGGAGUGUAAUGAAAACCAUGGAGUAACUCCUCCCCUGGGAUGCCUGGAGACAAUUCUUUUUGGAAGCAUGGAUGGAAAGGAAUGUGCAAAAAUCAGAUAUUAGAGGUGUCCCCUCCCAGGCUACAGUCAAAGGAGAGAAACAUGCACUGCAAUUCCUCGAGCUCAGACGGAUCCUUUAGGAUGAGAGUCCUUGCAUGAGUCUGGCAGCAGCUGCGAGGGCUGGGGAAUAGUCUGGGAUAAGCAGUUCAUAAACCUGAGGGCACCAGCAUAAAAUGGGGUCUGUUGGUUGUAACUGCAAUGAAAACACUGAGAAGUGGCUCGGGGGUGAUGGGCAAUGGCCAGUUUGCCUGUUCUCUUUGGCUGGUGGGGAUUAGGGCAGUCCCAUUAGGGCUCCACGAGGGCAGCUCAGUGACUGGAGCAGUGCAAACAAGGCAGAUGUGAGCAGCCAAGAGUUACUAAAACAGGGGCUGAAUUAAGCAGGUUCUGUAAGGAAAAUACAGGUAAUUCUUUCCAUUCUUUAUUUUCAUUUGCCCCUUCUUUCAACACAAUGCUUUUUUUUUUUUUUAGCAUAUUAUGGUCAGAUAUUCUACCUCCCUUUAAGUUGCAGAAUUUGCUUCACUCUUCUUUUUUUUUUUGUAUGAAUGUAGAUUAGAUGUUUAAUUACUGAGAUUUCUCAGGUGUAGGCAACUUUACUAUGCUAUGGAUAAAUAGCAUAAGUCAAUAUUGAUUUUCCUCCCUUGUAAAGCUCCCUUGUUGCCGAAAACUGUUAACAUUUCUCAAGAUUCAACCAUGACCAUAUUUGUGUAAAAGCCUUUUACUGAGCUUGAAACUCUAUACCAAAUACUUAUGUCUUUUAAAUCUGAAAUCUUCAAUAAAAUAUCUUACUCGUAAA